AUGCCUUCGUACGUAGUGACAGGAGCAUCUCGAGGAAUUGGGCUCGAAUUCGUAAGACAGCUGAGCUCCAUCCCAGGCAACGAGGUGUUUGGACUUGUCCGGAACAAGUCGACGGCUACCAGGUUGACCGCACUUGACCGCCCGAACGUCCACGUUCUCCAGGCCGACGUCACGGAUAAGAAAGCGUUAUCCGACGCUGCUGCCGAGGUCGGAAGGGUUACCGGCGGGAAACUCGACGUCCUUAUCAGCAAUGCUGCCCUGAUUCCUACGGGGCGCGCCGUGCGCGGCGUCCGGAGCUAUCUUCCAGAUCAUGCCGACGAGUUGAUCUCGGAUGUCAAAGACGCUCUCAACGUCAACCUCAUCGGGGUUCUGCUCACUACCAACGCCUUCCUGCCCCUCCUACUGCAAGGCUCCGUGAAGAAGGUGAUCGCGAUCUCUACCGGGCUGGCGGACCUCGACUCUACGCUCGAAGUCGAGAUCUCGUCCACGGCACCCUACUCCAUCUCGAAAGCCGCGCUUAAUAUGGCCAUCGCGAAGUACGCUGUGGACUACAAGAAGGAUGGCAUUGCCUUCCUUUCGCUAGCUCCGGGUGUCGUUGACACCUCGGAAGGGAAGGGAGUUAUGCAAGGGUCUCCUGAGGAGAUUCAGGAAAAUAUGGUAUUGGCUGUGCGCUUCCAGAAGAAGUACCCGCACUGGUUGGGUCCCUCGACGCCCGAAGAAGCUGUUUCGCAGAUGCGGAAAGUCAUUGAUGAUUUGACGCUGGAGAAGUCGGGGGAUUUCCUUUCACAAUAUGGUAACAAGCAGUGGCUGUAGAUGUCAAGGUAGCAUAGGCCUGUUAUACACACCAGGGAAUCGCGGACCUUAUGGUUGUGUGCUGAAAUUUAGAUGUCCGUGGAUUCGUUCGGAUAAAGCAUAAAAUUGAUCCUUUAUUGGCUUGCAA
Messenger RNA from Gloeophyllum trabeum ATCC 11539, 940 nucleotides. Its product is annotated as NAD P-binding protein. Lineage: Eukaryota; Fungi; Basidiomycota; Agaricomycetes; Gloeophyllales; Gloeophyllaceae. The coding region runs from base 1 to 813 and encodes 270 amino acids. The transcript is spliced from 7 exons. Gene Ontology annotation, molecular function: oxidoreductase activity, acting on the CH-OH group of donors, NAD or NADP as acceptor. The record is from RefSeq and is a predicted model, not a curated record.